UAAAGCACAAAAGUGGCAGCAGCCGCCUCCGCUCCCGCCGGGCCCCCAAAUCCCAGGGAUUGUCCCCAAAACCAUGGCAAAGUUUCUGUCCCAGGAUCAAAUUAAUGAGUUCAAGGAAUGUUUUUCCCUGUACGACAAGAAACAAAAAGGGAAGAUCAAAGCCUCGGACCUGCUGGCAGUGAUGAGGUGCCUGGGAGCCAGCCCCACGCCGGGAGAGGUGCAGAGACACCUGCAGCUGCACAGGAUUGACAGGAACGCCGAGCUGGACUUCUCCACCUUCCUGAACAUCAUGUACAGGCAGAUGAAGCAGGAGGAGCCCGAGGAGGAGAUCCUGAGGGCCCUGGCCAUGAUUGACCGGCAGAAGAGAGGAGUGAUCGCCGUGCCCGAGCUGCGCGCCAAGCUCACCCGGCUGGGGGAGAAGCUCUCCGAGGAGGAAGUGGAUGACCUGCUCAAAGAAGCCAAAGUUGGGCCAAAUGGAACCAUCAAAUACGAGGAAUUUGUGCGCCUCAUUUGCCUUCCCUCGGUCGACUACUGAAACCCAGAGUGGGAUUUGCUAAGAGCAGCACCUGGAGGGUUUUUAUUUCUAUUUUCCCCACUUUCUAGUCAGACUCAGGAACCAUCAGUUGCCUUUCAAAACCUGAUUUUGCCUUCAUUUAGUGCUGACACUUCCAUAGGUUCCCCCCUGAUUCCUGGAAAAACAAGAAAUAACAUUAUUUUAUAUAUCUGUUAUUAUAGCAAUAAUAACUGUUAUUGAAAUAAACUGAAUGUGACAACA
Messenger RNA from Agelaius phoeniceus (red-winged blackbird), 775 nucleotides. RefSeq names its product calmodulin like 4 (gene CALML4). NCBI's taxonomy places the organism in Eukaryota, Metazoa, Chordata, Aves, Passeriformes, Icteridae. The record is from RefSeq and is a predicted model, not a curated record. Gene Ontology annotation, molecular function: calcium ion binding. Gene Ontology annotation, cellular component: myosin II complex.